CGGUACUGAAAUUAUCACAUAGAAUUAUUAUCACAAUUACUUUCUAACAUUGCUGCCAGGGAACGCGUCUGAGAAGAAGCCAACAAGGCGCUUAACCGUUCACUCCUCAUCCUUUAUUGAACCCUACCAUAUUCGCACACCGUUAACCAUGGCACACCCCACGGGAAACAACUCUCCCGGCAACGUCCUUGGCCAUAAUGACAAUGCCAAUGCCAACACACUUUUACAACCCGACCUGUUGGAUUGGCUAACCCUUACUGGAUACCAUGAUGUCCAGUAUCGAACAAACAGUCUGAGCGAAUACCGCCAAGCAAAGCUGCAGGAAGAGGCGGUCGGAUUCACUCCUUCGACUCCUCACGUUGCGAAUCCAGCAACUCCUCAGCAGGAUCGUACUGAUCACCUCCCAACCGGUAGCCACGAUGCUUCAGGGAACCACGCCGGAUUGACAGACGAUUUCGGCCCUCCUGUUGUUGGCCGUAGACGUUCCCUUUCGCCCCAGCCUCGUGGUCCUCCUAACCGACACGAUUUUCGAAGCCGCGAUCGCUUCAAACGCUCUGAUUCCGAGGACCGUGGCCGCCCUCGUACUCCCCGAGGACCUCCUACUGGUCCCGGAUGUGCCCGCCCUAGAGCGUCUGGACGACCUCACAGCUUCAGUAGAGAGAAGAUGGACGAUAGUCGCGAUCCGCGACUCGAGUUGGCGACUCUUCGCCCGCCUAGGCCUAUGGACCUUGGCCCCAAAGGUAAAGUCCGAUUCUUUGUAAUGCGUUCGUACAGCUGGGACCAUGUGUACUCUUCACAGGCGGAUGGGCUUUGGGCCACUCAGCCAGAGAAGGUCGGAACUCUCCAGAAGGCGUUCAAUGAGGAAGACAUGACCGUCGUGCUGUUCUUUGCUAUGAACAGAUCGCACAGCAUACAAGGUUACGUAAGUACUUUUGUCCUAUAACUAAAAUCUGUCAAUAAUUUUCUUUUCUUUCGUCCGAAGUCUUUGGGACAGUUAAUAUUAACAUAAGCAUCUCUAAUUUAGGCUAUCAUGCGCUCUGGACCAUCCCGUGCCAUACGAGCCCCCAAGUGGCUUCGAGAAGUCCGGUGGAAUAUCUCCGACCCGUUCCGCGUUGAGUGGUAUAACACAAUAACCAUUGACAGUGACAAGGUCUCGCACAUCAUGAACCGUUUUAACAACUUCCUCUCCGUCAC
This is a messenger RNA of Hypoxylon trugodes, 1194 nucleotides long. RefSeq lists its product as uncharacterized. Lineage: Eukaryota; Fungi; Ascomycota; Sordariomycetes; Xylariales; Hypoxylaceae. Bases 149 to 943 code for a protein of 264 amino acids. The record is from RefSeq and is a predicted model, not a curated record. The transcript has 3 exons. Gene Ontology annotation, molecular function: RNA binding.